AUGAUCACAGCAGAAUCGUGGGAUCAAAUGUGCCAAAGGGUGGAAGACCUGCUGGAAGCUUGUGAUAAGUGGAAUUUAUUGAUCAGUGUGACAAAGAGCUUCUGGGGAUACCUGGGACACCGAGUGGCGAUCGAAGGUCUAGAGGCAAACCCGAAAGAUCUGAAAUCUCUGACCGAUCUGCCAUUCCCCGGAUCACUUCGAUCCAUGCAGUCGUUCCUGUGUAGUCUGAACUAUUACAGCCGAUUUAUUGAGGACUAUGCUAUAUACGCCUUCGUUCUAUAUGAGCUACGCGAGAUGGAAUUUGCAGAACUGGAGAAACGAUCGGAUCUGAGGAAGAUCAUGGACCAGAAUGACCCUACCGCGCGGGAUAACGACCCAUCGGAACCCCAGCCUGCGGAACCAGCUCAUAAAGCUUUCACGACUCUAAAGACCAAGAUCGCGACGACGCCGAUCCUCCGCCACUUCGACGAGACGAGAACGCCGGUAGUGAUUGUAUAUGCCAGUGACUGGGCGAUUUCGGCUUCGCUGAUGCAAGAACACGACAGGAUCUACCAUCCUGUUGCGUUCGCCAGCCGCACGCUAAAGACGAAUGAGCUUAACUACAAUGUGACAGAAAAGGAAGUGUUGGUAUUGCUGAGGGUCUUGGAACUCUACUACAAUUUAUUGGUGGGAUGUCCGGGUCCUGACGAGGCAUUCCACGCUGGUCUGGCUGUUCAAGUCGGCGCGAUUACAAGGUCGUUUAGGAUAAUGGUCUGCGCUCCUGGCUCCGUGGACUCUCGAGAUCACGAGAUGCACGAAAGGAGAAGACGAGAUACUGGGGGCGAUCGCUGCCAGCAUCACGCCGAGGUCAAAGAUCGACGUCGCCUUAACCGAUAUCACGCCUCGGAAGGAACCCAAACGCCGGACCCAAACACCGUUAGCUUUGACGGAUCGGCUCGAGUGAAGCGGGGUGAGGGUUCGUUCAGCGCGAUCGUGUGGAGUCUACCUGGGUGGAAGGUGGCCAAGGCCAGAUCAUGCCACCUCGAGAAUCUCACAUUGGACGAAGCAGAGUGCAACGACCUCCUGUUGGUCCUCGACAUGCUAGCGGACUUUGAUCGUAAGCACCUAAUUCGGGGCGAGAUCGAUUGCAAGGCACCCGGGCUGACGCUAUUGAGGUGGAAAGUCCUCGACCGCUUGAGGAAAUGGAGUGACCAUGAGCUAGUGCAUGGGAAGAGAGAUUGGAAUGCGAGUGCCGACAGUCUAGCGAGUGCCGCCUUGCAACGACAAGGCGGGAUCGAAGUCAAUGGUGGUCAGAUCAUCGCGGCCGACUAUGAGGUGGACGAGCAAAAUCUACUCUUUUACUACCCUCCCGCAUCGAGAUCGUGGGACGAUCGCGAUCGGUUGCUGAGGCUGGUAGUACCCGAAACGUUGCAACUGGACGUCUUAAACAACUAUUAUACUAUGUUAGAGGGCAGACAUCAGGGAGCAGUACCUACCAGAGGAUUCGAGAUCACUUUCAUUGGAGGGGAUUAUACCGGAGCGUUCAGAGAUAUGUGGGAGAAUGCGUGGAUUGCGAAACAGGUAAAGGGAGGCCCGAGACCCAAGGAGAGUCAAGAAACGUAUCCGUUCCAGAUAAUUGCGAUGAAUCAUAUACCGUCGCUGCCCAAAUCAAACAGAGGGAACACCGAUCUGUUGAUCCGGGUCGAUCUGUUCACGGGAUACGUGAUCGCGAAGGCUAGCUCAUCCCGAUCGGCCCAGACGGUCGCAAAAUCGUACGAAGAGUGUGUAUUUCGGCGAUUCGGUGCUAGCGAGAUGAUGAGAUACGAUCGAGAACCCGGAUUCAUGUACGACUACUUCCGAUCCGAGCGACGAUGGCGUAUCGGCCUCAAGCCCACGGGAAUUGGAACGAAUGAUACAUACAGCGGUCAGGGUACUCAAGAUGUACGUGCACGAUCUAGAUCAGAAGAUUGGCAUGAGUACGCCGAGCGCCUCACCUUCGCCAUCAACACGGUCCACGAUCGGAUUCGAGGAGAUACCCCCAUUAUCUGGUGCAUGGGUGGGAUCCGAGAUCAACGCUGGAGGCCACAAUCCCAGUCGGAUGUAGCAGACGGCGCGAUCGGGACCCGCGAUGGUGGCGUUAUCGGGACCAACGGCAUUAUCAGCAGUCACGGGAACAAGUUAACGCCAGAAUGCGAGAAGACAUUGCAGAUCGCGCCAGUAGGCAUAAUGAGGACGUUGCUUCACACCAGAUCGAGGCGGGAUCUCGGGUUUGGCAAUAUCUCGACCGGGGGAGAGAGGGUUGGCUCACCUCUGGCAUUUCGGGCUGCCGAAAAGAUCAAUGAAUUCACCAUCAAACCCGAGAUCGCAGGCACGGGAUACCAGAUCUUCCCGGUAAUUCAUGUGUCGAAGGUAAAACUGGUAAAGAACGUCCCGGAUCGACCUCGAGUCGAACGCACUGUGAACGAAUCGGAUCGCCUCGACUUUGACGUGGUCCUGCCCCCGGAAGAUAGUUGGGUCCCAGAUCUCGGAGCCGACGAGUACGAGGUUGAAUGGUUCGCGGAUGAGCGAGGUGGGAAGAAGAGGCGCUUCGGUCGGGUCUACCGAGGAUUUUUUGUGGGAUACGAUGAACCGACCUGGGUCGACGAGGCAGAUCUCAACUGCGGCGCAAUACCGAACGCUUUCCUGCGAGAACGUGUGAAUCACAACUGA
Molecule: messenger RNA, 2688 nt
Organism: Phytophthora megakarya
Lineage: Eukaryota; Oomycota; Peronosporomycetes; Peronosporales; Peronosporaceae
Source: the annotation of a GenBank genome assembly